AUGACUGGUUAUCCACAACAGCAGCAGCAGCAGCAGCAGCCCGGCAGUGGAUUCCUUCAGCCACAGCAGACCGGCUACCCUGGCAUGUCGCAGUUCCAACGACCCAUGCAGACUGGCAUGCCUUACCAACAACAGCAGCAGCCACAGCAAGGUCUUGUCCCCCAGCAGACCGGCAUGAUGGGCGGCAUGGGCAUGCAGCAGGUCCGACCGCAACCGACGUCUCAGUUCCUCUCUCCCGGUCCCACCGGUAUGGGCAUGGGUAUGGGUAUGGGAAUGGGUGGUGGUCUGCAGCCGCAGCCUACCGGAUACAUGGGCGGCCUGCAGCCCCAACAGACCGGCUUCAUGCAAGGCGGAGGUCUUCAGAUGCAGCAAACCGGCCUUAUGCCCCAAAUGACCGGGAUGCCCAUCCGCGAUCCACGAUUGCAGCUCAUGAGCGCCCAGUUCCUGCCUGCGUCUCAGCCCUUCUCUGGCGCUCCCGUCGCCGGCAACAUGAACUUCAGUCAAGCCAGCAUGCAGCCUUCCAACUUCCAGUCGCAAAUCCAAAACCUAAGUCAGCAGCAGCAAGGCUCCAAGGAGCCGCGCAUCCCGUGGGCUCUCACCAAAGAAGAACGCAAGAGCUACGACGCGAUCUUCCGUGCUUGGGACGCUCAAGGCACUGGCUUCAUCAACGGUGAGGUCGCAAGAGAGGUCUUCGGCCAGAGUGGUCUCGAGACUGAAAAGCUCAUGCAGAUCUGGCAUCUUGCCGACACGGGCAACCGCGGAAAGCUCAACGUCAACGAGUUCCAUGUUGCCAUGGGUCUCAUUUACCGUGCUCUCAACGGCAACGACGUGCCAGAGACGCUUCCCCCCGAGCUCAUCCCCCCAUCGGCCAAGGAUCUCAACGACUCGGUGGACUUUCUCAAGGACUUGCUCAAGAAGGACACCAACGUGCGCCACAGCACCGGUCUCAACAUUCCUGAGGCCGGCUCCAAUAGCGGUGCAUCGUACACAAAAGCACGCUCUUUCCACGAGAACCCCGUUGCACCCAAGAAGGAUGCCACCGCGUACAAGCACGAUGACACUGACGUCGCCGGUUACAAGAGCAGCAGUCGUCAUCUCGACCGCAAGACCGUCCGCUACGAAGGGCAGAGCGCUACCGACGAUCUCAGUGAGAUGAAGCGCCAGCUUGCCAACACCCAGAAGAUGCUCGACAAGCAGGGCGCAGAGGACGAUGAGGAGCGUGAGCUCGAACGCGAAAUGGACGACCUCCGCUACCGCAUCCGACGCAUUCAGGACGAUAUCGAGUACUACAAUCGUCGAGGCGGCCGCGAUUCCGCAGACUUGCGUCGCAAGGCUGAGCGUGAACUCAUGCACCUCAUGCACGAGCGCCUGCCCCAGCUAGAGAAGCGCAUCGAAGCCAAAGACAGCCGCCAGCGUGAGCGCGAUCUUGGCCAGAGCCGCGAGAGGGACCGUCGUAACGAUCCUUACGGUCGCUACUCGUCCAGCGAUCGUGACCGCCUCCGCGACGACGAUCGAAGCAACAGCCGCUCAAGCUCCACUCUCGGUGAUGGCGAGUAUCUGCGUGGCACUUUUGACCGUGAUAGCGACAGGCGUAGGGACGACGGAGACAGCUACCGGCGCCGAGGUGACGACGACCGCGAAGUACGUCCAUCCCCAUCCCAGGCGCCACCUCCUCCUCCACCCGCUGAGCCUGCCAAGCCUGCUGCUCCUUCGCCAGCUCCCUCAACCCCUGCUGCCUCUUCCGGUCCUCCCAAGAACAUGUCAGCCGAGGAGCGCGCCGCUUGGAUCCGCUCCGAGGCCCAGCGACGUGUGCAGGAGCGCAUGCGCAUGCUCGGCGCCGUCGCUCCUGCCGGUCCCACUACCGUCGACACGAGUGUGGAGGAGCGACUCAAGGCUGAGCAGGCCGAGGCCGCUGCCAAGAGUGCUCAGGCUGAUCAGGAAGCCGCUGCCCGCGAAGAAGCUCGAAAGGCUCGUCUCGAAGAGCACCGUCUGCAGAACGAGAAGGCCAGCCUCGCCACCGUCAAGCAGGAAAUCAACCAAGCGGAAAAGGGCGACAACCCUCCACCGGCACCUAUCGUCCAGGCGGCCAAGGAAGAGAUCGACGAUCAAGAGGAGAUGAUCCGACGUCGUGAAGAGGUGCUCGCCAAGGAGAAAGCGGAACGAGAGGCGCGUCUCAAAAGGCUCGAAGAGCAAGAGGAAGAGGCUCGCAAGCAGGAAGAGGCUUUCAAGGAGCGUCAGAGCAUGUUUAGCAGCGGUACGAAAUCGACUUCAUCGGCUCUGCCUGCGCCUUCGCGCAAGUCGGGCAAGUCGGCGGCUCCACCACCGCCUCCUCCUUCGCGAGCUCGUGCUGCACCAGCGCCAGCCCCUGUUGCCGCGCCAGCAACACCUGCGACGCUCGCUCCGCCGGAAGCACCACCUGCCCCUGCCCAGCCUAGCCCCACUCCUAGCACGGGCUCGAGCACGAAUCCAUUCCACAGGAUGCAGCAGGGCGCAGGCGGUGCCGCUGCCAGCCCAUCGACAGCUGCACCCGCACCUCCGGCCGCCUCAACACCUGGUGGAGGCACCAACCCGUUCUUCCGUCCUCAGCAACCAGCAGUGGACUCCAAUCUUCCUCCCGCCACACGCGCCACUCCUCCUGUGUCUGCUCAGCCCACCGGCGCCACCCCCAAGUCGGCUUCACGCACUAUCUACACUGCGCCCAAGCAUGACGACGACGACUGGGAGGACUCGGACAAGGAGGAAGACAACGAGGAGGCAGACGGUCCCGGAUCCAGCACACGCGCUACGCGUCAGAAUCUCGCUCAGGCCUUGUUCAGCAACCUGAUCCCCAGCAGUGGUCGAUCGACACCUCCUGCUUCGGCACCCAGCGCACCGGCUCCUCCUCCCGCGCCGCCUGCCGCUCCAGGUGCCCCGCCAGCACCAGCUGCACCCGCAGCUCCGGCCGCUCCGGCCACGUCCGAGGCCAAACCAGCAGCUGGGCCGCUCGACCGUGGUGCUUUGCUCGGACAGAUUCAGGGCGGUCUGAGGCUCAAAAAGGCGCAGACCAACGAUCGAUCCAAAGCGCUCGUCACUGGCAACGUGAUCGGAGAUGCCUCACCACCUGUGCAGACGUACAUUCCCCCGCCUAGCCCUCCAGCGGCGCCCAAAGCUUCGUCUGCUGCUGCCGAGCGAUCGGUUGAUGGAGGUGUCGAGGGAGACGCACCCCCGCCUCCACCUCCUGCCCCACCCGCGCCUCCUGCUCCUUCCAUGCCCGGCUCGUUUGACGCCGUUGGCGAUUUUGCUGGAAGCAACCCAAACCGACAAAGUGUUGACUGGGCUAACAGCCUUGCUAACGACCAGGCCAACACCAAGGCCGCUUUCUCCCCUGACGAGCCGUCUGUGCGUGAGGAAGCCGAGGAGGACAGCCCUGACGAGGAUGAAGGACCUGAAGACCUCGAUGCCGGCCACAAGCCUGGCAACGGACACGCCGAUGCUGGGCACGACGAAGUGGAAGGCUUCGACCUCUCCCGCACGGUGCGCGUCCGCACACUGUACAGCUACGCUGGCCAGCGAGACGAGGAUCUCAGCUUUGAAGAGAACGAUGUUUUGUCAGCACACCCGGCGAAGGAUGCUGACAGUGCGUGGUGGUACGGCUCGCUCACCAGCGGAUCCAAGAAAGGUUUCUUCCCGCGCUCGUACGUGGAGCCAAUUGACAAACCGGCCAAGGCCAAAGCGCUGUACGACUACUCGGGAGCUUCCGCAGAGGAAGCCACUUUUGUCGAGGGCGACACACUGCUCGUCGUUGAUAAGGAGGAUGCCAACUGGUGGCGCGUCGACGUGGGUGGAUCCAAGAUCCUCGUCGCUCCCGCUACGUACUUGGAGCUCUCUGGAUCAGUGUCGCCACCACAAACAGCAUCGGCAUUCCUCCACCCCAACGAGGAUAGCGACGGCGGGUCGGCCGUUAUGGUACGUCUUCAAUCGCAAGAUUCUUCCGCCGAGCAUCAGAGCAGGGGCAUCCCCAAGAGCGCCGAGUGGGUCAUGGUCGACGAAGAAACACGCAGCCUAGGCUCCUCCACCGUCCAUGUUCCACCACCUGCACCUACCACUGCCGCCGACACGGAUGCGGACGAAGAGGCGCAACUGAAAGCAGCACUCGAAGCCUCGCAGAAGGACCAUCGACUGCAAGAGGUCGACCGAAUGCGCGAAGAUCGACAGUUGCAAAAGGCGAUUGAAGCAUCAAAGAUGGAAGCGGUUGCGUAUGCGCUCGGCUCGAUGGACGUCAAGGAACCUUCAAGGGGGGUGAGCGCGGUGGAAGAGUCCGGGGAGAGUGACUCGACGACCGGGUGGACUUCGAGUGAAGACGACGAUGAUGAUGAAGAUGACGAUGCGACGGCUGCAACGAUGGCAGCAGAAGAAGACGCGACGCCGCACACAGAUGCUGAGAUUCGUCAGCAUACCAUCGAGAGGCUGCGCGUACUCGAAGCUGCGGGAGUGCUCGUCAAGGCGGAAGAUCCGACACAGUCCAAGGAUGUUGCCACCGACGAGAAGGGUGAUGGAUCCAAGGAUUUUGCCGGGGCCGAAACGAGCCAGUCAUCCAAGCCCGCUCGUCGACCUCCACCGCCACCAGGCAAAAACAGGCACAAAAACAUCGACGAGCUCGUCAUGCUUUCGCGCUCACGCACAGCCAAGCGACCUCCCAAGCCGGAAGAGCCUCAGCGUCGCAAGCCGCCUCAUCGACCUCGAAAGAAACCCAGUCGAGACCUUCCACCCGUGCCCAUCCAUGGCGCUGCUCUGUCUGCGAGUGGUGACACCGCUCCAGAAGACCGCAUGGAGGACGCAUACGAUCGGUACCUCAAGCUCACCAAAGAGGUCUCUAUGCAACCGAUCUUGCCUGCCACUGCUAGCGCGUCCGCGUCGGCCAGGAAUGCUGCUGUCAUCUCUCCAUCUUCGCCACCUCCGUUUGCUACUGGCUCGCCGGCAAGACCAAGCUCCGCUGCUGGCGACCAGUCGUCGCGCACCUCGGGCUUCUUGUCCACCAUCAAGUCCAUGUCGCAUCGCAGCGCGUGGACGGGCUCGUCGGGUCAACCCGCACGACCGGAUUCGGGAAUCGGAGGCAAGAUCGUCAGCGGCCCCAUCGCUAUGGGCUCCGCAAGCCCUUCCUUCGGCGGGCUUCUGCAGCCUGCGUCCAUCUCUGAGCCGCAGGCUGCUGGCGGUGAAGCAGCUUCUUCCGAGACGUCUGAGGCGCCGUCGGCCGCUGCUGGUGCGCGUGCAGGCGCUACUUCGUGGUCGAGCCUGGUUGGACCCGAGCUGCUCUCUGGGCUUUCCGACUUGGAACGCAAGAGGCAGGAAGCCAUGUUCGAGCUCAUCUCAACCGAGACGGCGCACGUUCGCGAUCUGCAGAUCAUUGUCGAGGUGUUUUUCAACUCGAUGCAGAGCAUGUUGUCGGAUAAGGCGAGUACGGUGAUUUUCGCCAACAUCGAAAGUGUGCUGUUCGCCGCCGUCACGUACCUCUCGGAUCUCGAAGCGAGGCAGAAGGAGGACCGGCUGUUUAUCACCACCAUCGGUGAUGUGCUCGAGCGACACAUGCCGGCUAUGAGCGUCUACCUGCCGUACUGCGUCAACCAGCAGAGCGCAAGCGAGAUCUUGGAGGCCGAACGCAAGAGGGAUACACGCAUCGACAUUCAUCUGCUCAACUUGAGGACAAACCAUCCGGCUGCGCGGGGGCUUGAUCUGAGCCAUUUCCUGCUGGUGCCUAUGCAGCGCUUGACGCGCUACCCGCUGCUGCUCGCCCAGAUCCUGCGGUACACGCCGGAGGAUCAUGUCGACUACCAGCGCGUCAAGGCGGCCAAGGAGACGGCCGAGGGGAUUCUGGCCAAGACCAACGAGGCGAUCCGCGACAACGAGGACGCCACGGCGCUCGCCAAGCUUUCCGAGAACCUCUGGCUGGGCGAAGAAGCACGACUGGACCUCACCAAGCCGUUCGUCGACCCGGCCAACCCAGGCGUCAAGCGCCAUCGCCGAGUGCUCCGCGACGAACUCGUAGCCAAAUCCAAAUCGGGCCGCAAGCUUCGACUGGUGCUCACCACCGACCUGCUGCUCGUGCUGCACGCCCAGGAUAACAGUCUGUACAGGAUGCCCAUCCCUGUCAGCGAGGUCAAGGCGCAGGAGGCCAAGGGCAAAGGCAAAAGCGCCAAGCAUGCGGAUGCAUUCAACGUGGUGCACGAGCUGCCGGGCAUGCAGGCGGAUACGCUCAAACUGCGGGCGGCCAACGCGAGGAACGCCCAGGCUUGGAUCCGCGUCGUCACUGCUGCGCGUGCUGAUGUUGCCAAAACCUAG
Molecule: messenger RNA, 6315 nt
Organism: Sporisorium graminicola
Lineage: Eukaryota; Fungi; Basidiomycota; Ustilaginomycetes; Ustilaginales; Ustilaginaceae
Exons: 3
Coding region: 1-6315 (2104 amino acids)
Biological process (GO): intracellular signal transduction; positive regulation of Rho protein signal transduction
Molecular function (GO): calcium ion binding; guanyl-nucleotide exchange factor activity; actin binding
Source: RefSeq, a predicted model, not a curated record